UUUUAUUUAUUUCCUGACGGCCCUAACAGAUAUUUCGAGAGAGAUGGCAGGCGCCGGAGCCUCGAUUGCCGACGACUUCUACGAUCGGCUCGCCGAUCUGAAGGCUUUCGAUGCCACCAAAUCCGGCGUACAAGGCCUGGUCACGCGCCGCGCCUCCGAGGUCCCACGCAUCUUCCAGCGGACCAGCGAGCAUCAGCAUGCGCCCGGUCGCAUCGAGAUGGACCACCAGGCCGCGGUGCCCGUCAUCGACCUUGCCGGGAGUCAGCGGGAGGAGGCGGUGGCGGAGAUCCGGCGGGCGUGCCAGGAGUGGGGAUUCUUCCAGCUGGUGGGGCACGGGGUGCCGCCGGGCGCCAUGGAAAACGCGCUGGUGGGCGUGCGCGCUUUCCACGAGGGCGACCCGGAGGUGAAGGCGGCGUUGUACUCACGCGACGGCGGCCGGGCGGCCAAGUACUCCAGCAACUUCGACCUCUAUGCGUCGCGGGUGGCGAAUUGGAGGGACACGCUCACCUGCCGCAUGCUUCCCGACCCGCCCAAGCCAGAGGAGCUCCCGCAAUCUUGCAGAGAAGCACUGUUUGAAUAUUCAAAGCAUAUUGGUAACUUGGGACACACUUUAUUUGAGUUGCUUUCUGAGGCUCUUGGACUCAACCCUGCACAUUUGGAGGAAAUGAAAUGCAACCAGGGGCAAAUCCUAUUCUGUCACUACUAUCCACCUUGCCCUGAACCAGAAGUUGCUAUCGGAACAAGUGCCCACUCGGAUUCUGGUUUCCUCACUGUGCUUCUCCAGGACCAUAUUGGCGGACUGCAAGUUUUUCAUAAUGAUAAAUGGGUCGAGGUUCCACCCAUUCCCGGAGCUCUGGUCAUAAACAUUGCUGAUCUCCUUCAGCUGAUCUCCAAUGAUAGGUUCAAGAGCGUGGAACACAGAGUGGUGGCAAAAAGAGAAGGUCCAAGAAUUUCCAUAGCAUGCUUUUUUAGCACUCAUUUCCAUCCAUGUUCUACAAGGCUCUAUGGUCCUAUCAAGGAGCUAAUAUCCGAGGAAAACCCUCCUCUGUACAAGGAAACUAUGGUGAUAGAUUAUGUGGCAUAUUACUACUCCAGAGGACUGGAUGGCAAAUCCACCAUAUCACAUUUCAGGCUGAGUUAGUAGAGGUGUUGCCAGUGUGCUGGAACAAUAAGUGAUGUUAUCAAGAUUUGUAUGAGCGUUAUUUCAGUCACUAGAAACUUUGUAGUUUCACUUCUUUUUGUUUCCAAUUAUAUCCAAUGUGAAACUGUUGUGAAUAUUUCCAUUUAUAGACUAAUGGUGGAUGUAGAAGACCGACAAAAUUCUCAAAUUAUAUUUGGAUUUUGGACAUUUUAA
This is a messenger RNA of Zingiber officinale, 1354 nucleotides long. Its product is annotated as 1-aminocyclopropane-1-carboxylate oxidase homolog 1-like. The coding region runs from base 44 to 1141 and encodes 365 amino acids. The record is from RefSeq and is a predicted model, not a curated record. The transcript has 3 exons. Lineage: Eukaryota; Viridiplantae; Streptophyta; Magnoliopsida; Zingiberales; Zingiberaceae.